Messenger RNA from Vicugna pacos (alpaca), 2845 nucleotides. NCBI's taxonomy places the organism in Eukaryota, Metazoa, Chordata, Mammalia, Artiodactyla, Camelidae. The record is from RefSeq and is a predicted model, not a curated record.
GUGAAUUUUUCUUCUUGCCUCCGUAGGUAUGGUCUGAAUAUGCGUUGCUUGGCGGCUCGGGUCAACUAUAAGACUUUGAUUGUCAUCUGCGCCCUCUUCAGUUUGGUCACAGUACUUCUGUGGAAUAAGUGUUCCAGCGACAAAGCGGUCCAGUCUCCACGGCACUUGAGCAGUGGCUUCAGAGUGGAUGUGCUAGAAAAAGGAGCAGCAGCUUCCGAGAGCGACAGCGUGGCGGGCCGCGUGGCCCGGCAGUCCGUGGAGGCCUUUCCUCAGGAGCAGCAGAGAGCACCGCCCGUCGUCGGGGGCAGCAAGGGGUUAGGGCUUAAGUAUGAAGAAAUCGACUGUCUCAUAAACGAUGAACACACGAUUAAAGGGCGGCGAGAGGGGAACGAAGUCUUCCUUCCGUUCACCUGGGUGGAGAAGUACUUUGACGUUUAUGGAAAGGUGGUUCAGUACGAUGGCUAUGACCGGUUUGAGUUCUCUCAUAGCUAUUCCAAAGUCUACACGCAGAGGGCUCCCUAUCACCCUGACGGUGUGUUCAUGUCCUUCGAAGGCUACAAUGUGGAAGUCCGAGACAGAGUCAAGUGCAUAAGUGGAGUUGAAGGUGUACCUUUAUCUACACAGUGGGGGCCUCAAGGCUAUUUCUACCCAAUCCAGAUUGCACAGUAUGGCUUAAGUCAUUACAGCAAGAAUCUGACGGAGAAGCCGCCUCGCGUAGAGGUGUACGAAACAGCAGAAGGAAGGGACCGAGACAGCCAGCCCAGUGCCUGGGCUGUGCCGAAGGGCUGCUUCGUGGCUAGCGUGGCCGAGGAGUCCAGGUUCACCAACGUGAAACAGUUCAUUGCUCCAGAAACCAGUGAUGGUGUGUCCUUGCAACUGGGGAACACAAAAGAUUUUAUUAUUUCAUUUGACCUCAAGUUCUUGACAAAUGGAAGUGUGUCUGUGGUUUUGGAAACCACAGAAAAGAACCAGCUCUUUACUGUACAUUAUGUCUCAAACACCCAGCUAAUUGCUUUUAAAGGAAGAGACAUAUACUAUGGCAUCGGGCCCAGAACUUCAUGGAGCACGGUGACCAGGGACCUGGUCACUGACCUCAGGAAGGGAGUGGGUCUUUCCAACACAAAAGCUGUCAAGCCAACCAAAAUAAUGCCCAAGAAGGUGGUUAGGUUGAUUGCAAAAGGGAAAGGGUUCCUUGACAACAUUACUAUCUCCACCACAGCCCACAUGGCUGCAUUCUUCGCUGCCAGUGAUUGGCUGGUAAGGAACCAGGAUGAGAAAGGGGGCUGGCCGAUCAUGGUGACGCGUAAGUUAGGGGAAGGGUUCAAGUCUUUAGAGCCCGGGUGGUACUCUGCUAUGGCCCAAGGGCAGGCCAUCUCUACCUUAGUCAGGGCCUAUCUCUUAACCAGAGACCACGUGUUCCUCAGUUCAGCUUUAAGGGCAACGGCCCCUUACAAGUUCCCGUCAGAGCAGCAUGGAGUUAAAGCUGUGUUCAUGAACAGACACGACUGGUACGAGGAGUAUCCGACCACGCCCAGCUCCUUCGUCUUAAACGGCUUUAUGUACUCUUUAAUCGGACUGUACGACCUUAAAGAAACCGCAGGGGAGAAGCUCGGGAAGGAGGCGAGGUCCUUGUAUGAGCGCGGCAUGGCGUCCCUCAAAGCCAUGCUCCCCCUGUACGACACCGGCUCAGGGACCAUCUACGACCUCCGGCACUUCAUGCUCGGCAGCGCCCCCAACCUGGCCCGCUGGGACUACCACACCACCCACAUCAACCAGCUGCAGCUGCUCAGCACCAUCGACGAGGCCCCCGUCUUCAAAGAAUUUGUCAAGAGGUGGAAAAGCUACCUUAAAGGCAGCCGGGCAAAGCACAACUAGAGCUCAGAACCAAAAUCAUCCUUCAGCCUUUGCUGUGCGUAGCAACCACAGCCCCGUGUCAGCAGAGCACAGGCACACUUUAAACAGCUGUAUACUAGGUUUUUGUGGGUCACAUCAAAUGACAAAUGGUCCUUAAAACCGGUCCUCUGAGAUCAUUGCAUUCCACGGGUUGGGUGUUUAGAAAUAUAGGUGGCAUUCAGAGCAGAGAGGUGUUCAGUCAGUGGGCUGAACGAAGACGUCUCACUCGGCCUUGCCUGUCACCCUGUGUAGUCCCCAGAGAGCCCUCCUCUCGCUUUGGGAAGGAAAGCCGUGAGUAUCUCUUCCUGGCCAGCUGGCCAGCACUGGCCUCAAAACCCAGUGUGGGGCUCUUUUAAAACGUGGGUGUUUGUGUUGCCAGCAGACUUCCAAACACUAAUGUGCUGUAAUGCAGUAAUAUGUGCCGUAGCCUGAACAGUGGGCUGUGUGCAGCUUGAAAAGCGCUGUUUCUUUUCUGCACAUCAGUUUCUUGGGAGUUGAUGAGCAUUUGUUGGCAUUUGUUUGUUACAUAUUUGGAGAAGUUUUUGAAUUGAUGGUUUUUCUUGAAAUGUGUAAAUGAAAGAUACAACCAGUGUUCAGGCUUCACAGUUAUACAAUGUAAGCACAACUAAAAUGAAACUUGCUGACUGCACAAGAAAUUACAGAAACAUUGUCUGUCGUACGAAACCCGAUCUACAAUCAGUGAAGGACUGAUAAUCAGUCUGUCCCUCCUCCACCCGCGUUGUGGUGGUUCAUUUUUGUCCCUGUCUAGAAUUUUAUAUUUCAUUUCAGACUAUAUACUCUCAAAAGGGUUUUGUCUAUUUGAGGGGAGGGAUAUUUGGGAAACUUUAUUAUAAACCUGAAUUUGGGGAGGAGCUAGUAAUUUUGAUAAAUCCACUACCGCUGCCUUUUUAGGAUUUUUUUUCCCCUUUAAAGAAAAAUACCAGGUCAGGUA